AUGGUGAGGGCCCCAAACCUCCCCGAUGUGGCCCUCAGAUGGUUGCUGUCGAUACAGACUGUGUGUACGUCACCACCUCUCACCAAACUCGCCGUCAGGACCUUUGUGCUUUCCUGCGUCACCGGGCCUCUUCCCUGCUGCUUGCGCCUUGCACUGCUAAUGAGACAGCAGGGGAGGGGUGGGGGCUCAGUGGGGGGCGGACCUUUGCUGGCGGACCCCUGUUCACUGGGACGACCUUUAGACGAGACCCCCCCAUUGACACGGCUAUGA
Messenger RNA from Knipowitschia caucasica, 270 nucleotides. The record is from the annotation of a GenBank genome assembly. NCBI's taxonomy places the organism in Eukaryota, Metazoa, Chordata, Actinopteri, Gobiiformes, Gobiidae.